Molecule: messenger RNA, 3341 nt
Organism: Pangasianodon hypophthalmus (striped catfish)
Lineage: Eukaryota; Metazoa; Chordata; Actinopteri; Siluriformes; Pangasiidae
Gene: cflara
Product: CASP8 and FADD-like apoptosis regulator a
Exons: 7
Coding region: 1533-3281 (582 amino acids)
Biological process (GO): proteolysis; negative regulation of extrinsic apoptotic signaling pathway via death domain receptors
Molecular function (GO): protein binding; cysteine-type endopeptidase activity
Source: RefSeq, a predicted model, not a curated record
UGUUAUUAUUAUUAUUAUUAUUAUUAUUAUUAUUAUUAUUAUAUAUUUAAAAAAAGACUUUGUUUUUGCUCCGAUUUGUAGUCACACACAUGCGUGUAAUUCUGUACUAAUUCUGUACUAAUUCUGUACUAAUUCUGUAAUAUUCUGCACUAUUCAAGACUGCAGCAGUGUGUUUAUGGAUCAUCACAAAUGUACAGUCUGUCUUUUCUGCUCAGCGUGUGGUUUUCAUCCUUUAUUAGUGUCUGAAAUUAAUCCUUUUAUGGCCUCAGUGUUUUCUGAAUCAGACAUCGGAGAGCUAAACUGGAAACCGAAAUCUCCACCGCUGUGUUGUUUUAACCCACAGCCAUGAGAGUGGCACAGAGUUUAACACCAUGAUAUGUAAAGUAAAAUAAUACACUGCUGGUAUACUUGGCCACCUGACAAAAACUAUUGUGCAUUUUUGCAAAAAUCCAUAUAAAGAAGUUUCACUCUCAUACAGCUCAACUCCUGUAGACUGCAGUGUGUGAAGCUCAGCAUAAUCUUUCAGCAUUUUCAUGUGGCAUUAAAUCAAAUUAGUGGAGUUCAGAAAAUAAAUGUGAGGGCUUCAGCUCAGUAAUAGAGCAUUAAUGUCCAAUCACACAAUCUUUUUGUCUUUGAAAUGUGGAAAAUUACUUCAAUUUCAAUGGAAUUUGUUGCACUUAACAGCUUCACAUAAGUUUGAAGGGGUGGUUUUUCAUCGUACAGCACAGAAGAUCCGUGGCAGAAGUUCUAAUUGUAGCUAUAACUCUAUUAUUUCAUUAAAAGAGGCUGAAUUAGAUGCUAUAACUGUCUGUUACUUUUGUGCAGUAUAGUGUUUAAGGUUGGAAAGUUAGCAAGCUCACUUUGUUGCCUCUAACUUAAUUUAGCAAAUUUUAAUUGCAUUUACACAGCUGGCAAAACCAGAAUUAAUACACACACCUAAAGUAAUCAAUUUACAGAAGUGCUUUCAUGUUUCCAUCAAUAAGCACAUCCUCAUACCGGUUCACUAGGUCAGAACUAACAAUACCAUCAGUCUAAAAACCUGUGUCUGUGUGUGUUCGGCAAGGACGGGGAAGUGUGUGUGCUGAGUGUGCUGCCACACCCCCGAGGAUAAAGAAAUAGAUUUUGUAUGUCAGAGAUAGUAUUCUUCUUAUUCCACAGCGAUUUGCCAACAAUUAAAAAUUUUAAUUUAUUAAUGAACAACUCAUCACACUUUUUUAAACACUUUUUAAAACUUUUCAGGAACAUGACAAGCUGCAUUUUUUGAGAGAGACAGAGAGAGAGUGAGAGAGAGAAACUGGUAAAGAAUGACUGUUUAUCAGUGCUAUAAGGUACUGUAAGUGAGAGCAGGAACUAACUCAUCUCUCAGACGUUCAGCAACAUUAAAUCUAACUCGAAACUGUUAAAAUGUGUGACGUGUCGACUAUCAUUAGGGUGUGAUGUCAUAAUGCACACCACAUUUACACUGCUUAAAAUUCCAGCAGCUGCAGUAUAAAACACCAUCUUGUGUCACUUGUGUUCAGUGUGUGUUUGGCAUGUGCCUGUGUAUUUGGUGUGCCUGUGUUUGGCACGUGAGUGUGUGUUUGGCAUGUGCCUGUGUGUUUAGUGUGUUCAGUGUGUGUUUGGCAUGUGCCUGUGUGUUUAGUGUGUUCAGUGUGUGUUUGGCAUGUGCCUGUGUGUUUAGUGUGUGUCUGUGUUUGGCACAUGCCUGUGUGUUCAGUGUGUGUUUGGCAUGUGCCUGUGUGUUCAGUGUGUGUUUGGCAUGUGCCUGUGUGUUCAGUGUGUGUUUGGCAUGUGCCUGUGUGUUCAGUGUGUGUUUGGCAUGUGCCUGUGUGUUCAGUGUGUGUUUGGCAUGUGCCUGUGUGUUCAGUGUGUGUUUGGCAUGUGCCUGUGUGUUUAGUGUGUGUCUGUGUUUGGCACAUGCCUGUGUGUUUGGUGUGUGUGUGUGUUUGGUGUGUGUUAAUUUUUUUGUGUGUUUGUUGUGUGUUUACGUGUGUAGCCCACACUCUGUGAUGGCAGGGGAGUUCUGCUCCGUGGUGAACCACGUGAUAGAUGUGUUAACCAUAGAUGAGUGUAAAACGCUGAUGUUUCUGACUUCUGACCUUCUCUUUGGACAACGAGUGGAGGACGCGCGAUCAGCGCUCGUCGCCAUAGUAACUUGCAGUGGUCAAUCACGGCCUGCUGACAUCAUCAUGAUGGAAGUACUGUUUCACCUAAAACGCUUUGACAUUCUGAAACAGAUUCUGGGAAAAAACAGAGAGCAGGUGGAGGAGGAACUGAGGAGGGGUGGAGUCAUCUCACCUUACAGGGUUCUAAUGAAGGAUCUGAGUGAGAGUCUGGAGACAGAUGAGUUACAGUCGAUCAUUUUCCUGCUGCACAACAGGAUAACGAAAAAACAAGCAAAGCAGAUAACUAGUUUUCUGGAUGUGGUGUCUGUGUUGGAGCAGACAGGAGAGGUGUCAAGUGAGCAGUUGGAGCUGAUCGAAAAGUGUAUGAGGAACAUCAGGAGAAACGACCUGAUCAAAAAAAUUCAGUCAUACAGAGUGUGUGAGACAGCGAAGCUCUCCGUGUGUGAGACUGGAGUUCAGCACAUUCAGGUUCCUGUAGAUGAGUACAAUAUGAACUAUGAUCUACGGGGUGUGUGUGUGAUUAUAGACUGCACUGGCAAUGAUGGAGAGAUGCUGACACACACAUUCAAGCAGCUUGGCUUCCAUGUGUUCUCUUACACACAGACACAAGUGUGUGAAGUAUGUGAAGUACAUUUAAUAAUGAAGACCAUCAACCAGAACUCAGUCCUCCAAAGAGCUGCCAUGUUCACCUGCUGCCUUCUGAACACCCACACACAUGCUUCACACACACCCCCACUGAACACACACAUUAAGUUGAUGGAAGUUUGCGUUGAGUGUGAGAUGCUGAAAGAGAAACCCAAACUAUUCUUUAAUCAUACAAUCAGAUCAGAUCAGAAUCUUCAGACUGAUGCACUACCCUGCACCACACACACUUCGCACACACGCAGUCCUCACACACAUCCACUACACAACACUGAGGAUGUGCUGUGGAGUGUGUGUGAGACAGCGGUGGAGAUUCUAGAUGGAAAUGAACACAGCUCUGUUUACCUGCAGGCAGUAAGCUCCGCCCUCCUGCAAGGUCACACCAGGAGGCUUCAUUUGCUUGAUGCCCUCACUGAAGUUAACAGAGAGAUUUUGGAACACAACCGGAGAAAUCCAGGCAACAUACAUCACCUCACAUUCACACAUACACUGCGCAAGAGGCUGUACCUGUAACAUACACACACACACACAUGCACAGAAAUCUGUACCUAUAACACACACUACACAAUCUAA